Candidula unifasciata is the source of this 179-nucleotide messenger RNA. NCBI's taxonomy places the organism in Eukaryota, Metazoa, Mollusca, Gastropoda, Stylommatophora, Geomitridae. The record is from the annotation of a GenBank genome assembly.
AUCAUCCUGUUACUGAACACAGUGAUGCCAAAACAGAGUUUACUUUUGAAAGCAGGAAAACAUUUUACAGAAGGACAUAUCAAGCAGGUGGUGCAUCUUUUGCGACAAUGCGAUCGUAUUUUGGAGUUAUGAAAACAAAAGUUCUCAGACACAGACAUUCCAGUAGAGCAGCUUCAGAA